UCUAACGUAACGUUUGUCGACAGAAAUUGGGGGUUUCUAUGACAAUAUGUCAAAUAGUGAUAUAUUCUUUUUUUGGUGAACAAUUGUGUCGGAAAUUAUUAAUUCUAAAAUUUUACAUUAUUAGCUAUAAAAUCAUCGUGGAAUAAUUAAGUGGAACAUUAGCAAUGCCGAUUGGAAAAACAGAAUCGACAUUAGAGAGUGUGGAUAACAACUGGAAUGAGAAUGCGGAGCUUGACCGUGCAGAUACUUACAUGCAGAGGAAUGAUGGUAUCGACAACCCUGCUUUUGCGGAUAGCAACGAAGCCAAGACUGGAGACGCUGGUUCGGAAGAGGAUGAGGAGGACGUGUGGAAACUUCCGGAAUUCCAGCAGGACUACACAAGCUGGUCAGAUCUGAGUGUCCGGGGGAAGGUCGUCCGGGUACUGUGGCAUUACAUCGGCAAGCUGAUCCUGCUGCUGGGCUUCCUCUACGUGUUCAUCUGCUCUCUCAGUUUCCUCGGGGACGCCUUUCAACUCCUUGGAGGCAAGGCUGCUGGACGGGCCUUCUCGGAGAACAAAAUCCUUUCGAACCCCGUGGCAGGCCUCAUGAUUGGUGUCCUAGCAACCGUGCUCCUCCAAAGCUCCUCAACCACGACCUCAAUCGUCGUCUCCAUGGUCGGUGGCGGCGGACUGUUGUCCGUACACCUGGCGAUCCCGAUCGUCAUGGGAGCCAACAUCGGCACAUCCGUCACCAACACGAUCGUCUCCAUCGGCCAGAUCACAAACAAGAACGACUUCCGGCGCGCAUUUGCAGGAGCCACCGUCCAUGACGCCUUCAACUGGCUCUCUGUGCUGAUUCUACUGCCACUUGAGGUUGCAACAGGCUACUUGGAAUUGGCAAGCGAGGCGAUGGUGGACUCGUUCCAUCUACAGUCCAGCGGGAAGGGCAAGAUCGACUUUCUCAAGGUCAUCACCAAACCGUUCACCUCACUCAUCAUCCAGAUUGAUAAAUCGGUGAUUACAGGCCUCGCUACGGGGAAGGUGAAAAGUGGCGACGAUCUCUCCAUUAUCAAACAUAUGUGCUGUGAUAAAAUGAAAAACGUCACUUCCACUCUCGUCAACGGAACGCUCGUGGAAACGGUCAAGACGGUCAAGGUCAACUGCGGAUACUGCAAGUUCAUGUUUGAGAGCGUGUCACGUGACGACGGAUGGAGUGACGCGGCCGUCGGCGGUGUCCUGCUGGCAAUUGCUCUCGCGCUCCUGUGUGUAUGCCUCGUCGCCAUCGUUAAACUGCUACACUCUCUGCUCCGUGGCCAGAUGGCGCACGUGAUCCGGAAAUUCAUUAACGCGGACUUUCCGGGGGCGUGUAGCUACUUCACGGGGUACCUGGCAAUUGCGGUAGGGGCGGGACUCACUAUGUUGGUCCAGUCAAGCUCCGUGUUCACCAGCUCAUUGACGCCCCUUGUCGGCAUCGGCGUCCUCUCCGUGGAGCGCAUGUACCCUCUCACCCUGGGGUCAAACAUUGGUACAACUGUCACCAGCAUUUUAGCAGCUUUUGCUCAAGAUUCAAAGAAUAUUCGCAGUUCCCUUCAAAUAGCAUUGUGUCACUUACUUUUUAAUAUAAGUGGCAUCCUUAUAUUCUUUCCUCUGCCAUUUUUCCGUCCGCCAAUCGCGGCCGCAAAGUUUCUCGGAAAUCAGACGGCAAAAUAUCGAUGGUUUGCGGUGAUGUAUCUCAUAUUUGCAUUCUUUUUGCUACCAGCUGCAGGAUUUGGACUCUCUGUAGUGAGCUGGAUUGCUCUCGCAGCUGUGUUCAUUCCUAUUGGAGUGAUCCUGCUCCUGGUUUUUAUUAUAAAAGUAAUUCAAAGGCGUUGUCCGACCUGCCUUCCGGUGAAACUACGGAACUGGAAAUGGCUUCCGGUCUACUGCCGGUCGCUGGAACCAAUGGACCGGGGUCUCGUGUGUGUGACCGGAAACUGUUUUUGCUGCCGGCGAUUAGGAUGCUGUGCGGCCCUCGUUGAGGCAGGUGACACCGAAAGUGAUGGCCACGUGGCCAUGGAGGAUACUAAUGGUAACCGCCCGGAGAAUGGUACCGUCGGCAACACUACAAAGCUAUGAUCUGCUCACAAAACGCGCAAACAGCAUUGAUUGUGUGAUGAAAUGGCACUUCGCUUCAGAGUGAUUUGUUUUAACACUAUUGGUCAUGUAAUUGGUUAUGUGAUGUGGCGUGAUUUUUUUCGGAUAUUUUUAUACAUGUCCUUUUUGAUCAAUUAAACGUUCAGGCUGGUUUAAAACGCAGAGCAAACAGAAGGUAGUCUUUUUCCUGGGAUUUUAAGCAAAUGUGAACCACAGUUGGUAACGAAAUGGGAACAAUGCGUGUCUACAAUGUCCAAGGGUGCCAUUAGUUGUAGAUUGGGAACACCCCGCUGACUACAAACUAAAUACUAUGACAUUGUGUUAAGAUAUAGGUUUACUUACAGCCGUGGGGUCAUUUCCUAGAACUCAUUUUUGACACGCCCAUGCGGUUUCAUAAUAAUACAUUUGCACAAUAAAAACGCAAAUAUCUCCACUUGUGUCAUAUAUGUUAUCAUGCUUUUAUGAUAUUAUAAGUAUGUUCUAUUUUUACAUAAUACUUACCAUUAAGUUUUCUACCAGUCAUUGCAUCAUCUACUUACAUGUAUAAACUACAUUAAACUGAGUGCAGAUGUGAAGAUGUACCUUUACAAAUGGCCACAAUUAUGAAGUAUUUCAAAAAUGUUGUUUGUCAGCUUUAAAUGUCAAGUGGCUAGGUACAUGAACGACCCAUGUAUAUCUUUGUACACUGUGUUUUAUCACUGGUUACAUUGACAACUUGUCCAAGUUUAUAUGCAAUAAAUAAUAAAGUACAAAACAUUUGA
Molecule: messenger RNA, 2872 nt
Organism: Mya arenaria
Lineage: Eukaryota; Metazoa; Mollusca; Bivalvia; Myida; Myidae
Product: sodium-dependent phosphate transport protein 2B-like
Exons: 10
Coding region: 165-2093 (642 amino acids)
Biological process (GO): sodium-dependent phosphate transport
Cellular component (GO): membrane
Molecular function (GO): sodium:phosphate symporter activity
Source: RefSeq, a predicted model, not a curated record